Cavenderia fasciculata is the source of this 1359-nucleotide messenger RNA. RefSeq names its product tRNA-methyltransferase subunit (gene trmt6). Gene Ontology annotation, biological process: tRNA methylation. The coding region runs from base 1 to 1359 and encodes 452 amino acids. The transcript is spliced from 5 exons. The record is from RefSeq and is a predicted model, not a curated record. NCBI's taxonomy places the organism in Eukaryota, Evosea, Eumycetozoa, Acytosteliales, Cavenderiaceae. Gene Ontology annotation, cellular component: tRNA (m1A) methyltransferase complex; nucleus.
AUGGCAGAAGUGGAUUCAUCAUCAACUACAACUACUACUACAACUACUUCUACUACAGAACAACAAAAUGGUUUAAAUAGAAUCAAAAUGGGUGAUACUAUCAUCUUGAAUAUAAAUAAUGGUGAUAAUUAUAAAGUUGUUAAACUUGUACAAGGAUUACAAUCACACGUUGUAGGUAAAUGUAAAAAGGUAGAUUUACUUCAAUUAAUCGGUAAACCAUUUUACUCUACCUAUCAAGUACUACCAAAUGGUACAAUGGAAAGAACCAAUCAAAAGGAUAUCGAAAAAGAAUUGACUAAUCUUAUUCAAACAACGAUUGAUGCAGAUAAUAGUAAAUUAACCAAUUUAAAUACAACACAAAAGUUGACAGAAGAUGAUAUUGCAAAGAUGAAACAAAAGGGGUCAAGUGCAUCAGAGAUUAUCAAGGCAUUGAUUGAAAACUCUGAUUCCUUUCAUACAAAGACAGAGUAUUCACAAAUGAAGUAUCUCAAGAAAAAGAUGGGUCGUCAUUCCACAGUUGUCAAGAUUCUCAAACCAACUUCAAAGAAUCUUAUUGAAUCUUAUUAUACAAAAGAUCCAAAGAAAAUUUGUAAUAUUAGAUUUGAUACAUUGGGACAAUUAUUAACACUUGGUAAUGUAAAGGCUGGAUCAAAUAUUUUGGUUGUUGAUUCGAGUAUGGGUUUGGUUACUGGAUCGGUCAAUGAACGUAUGAAUGGUGAUGGUGUUGUAUUGUCGGCCUAUUUGGGAAAGGGUCCAUCCUUGUCAAUCGUUCAAAACUUUGGUUUCUCUCCCGAGGUUGAACAAUGCAUCAUUCCAUUUGAUUUCUCUUCAAUCAACAAAUUAAAUUUAAAAGAACCUGAAUCUUCAAAAGAUUUAAAAGCUAUUAAUUAUUUAAAACAAGGUGUUGAUAGUUUAAUUAUAGUUUCAAAAUAUUCACCAUUAUCAUUAAUAUUAUCAUGUUUACCAUAUUUAAAACCAUCUGGAUCAUUUGUUAUCUUUUCACUUUACAAACAACAACUUUUGGAAUGUAAUCAACACCUUUCAACAAACAAAUUGGCUGUCAAUUUGACAAUCAAUGAGAUUUGGAUGCGUGAACAACAAGUACUUCCAAAGAGAACUCAUCCAAUGAUGUCUAUGGAUGGUGCAAGUGGUUUCCUUUUAUCUGGUAUCAAGGUUAAAUCAUUGACUCACGAUGAAAAAUUAAACAAACAACAAGAACAACAAAAACCAAGUGCAAUGAAAAUUGAUCAAGCCGAAAUUGAAGAAGAGGAAAAAGAUGAAAAGGAAAAUGAAAAGGGUGAAGAACAACCUUUAAAAAGAAAACGUGAAGAUGUUGAUGGUGAUGAUGAUAAACAAUAA